AGAUCGCACCACUGCACUCCAGCCUGGGCGACAGGGCAAGGCUCUGUCUCAGAAAACAAAACAGAACAAAACAAAAAACCCCCGAGCUGGCUGGGUUGGGGGCAGGGUGGGGAGAAAGAAAACGAAAUCCGUUUCUUGGCUUCCCAGAGCCAGGGAGGUUUCUCCACUUCCAAGGUCUCCAGGUCCGCCCCCGCCUGGAGCCCCCAGCAUAGCCCCUCUGGAAGCCUGGAAGGACUCUGUGUUGGGAACGGGGGCGGCUACUCUCGGCCGCCGCGGAGGUCCGCGUCCUGUUCGCCAGGGAGGUUUACUCCCCUAUCGCGAGUGACCGCGGCGCUGAGGGCUCGGCUGGUUUCGCUCAGCGUGGGGGCAAGGCACGCUCGCUCUCCCCACCCUUCCCGGUUCCCUCAGACAGUCUCGGCUUCGGGGAGCCCCCUUCGCCUCCGGUCCCCCAGCCGACCUUCCGCCGCUCCCCGCGCCCUCCCGGGAGGACCCCACUGUCACCGGCGAUGCUCCGAAGACCCGGGAUCUGGGCGAGGAAGGCGGUGGCAACCUUUUUCCAGCUGGGGGGAACAAUCUUGGACCAUGACUCAACAGCCACUUCGAGGAGUGACCAGCCUGCGUUUCAACCAAGACCAAAGCUGUUUUUGCUGCGCCAUGGAGACAGGUGUGCGCAUCUACAACGUGGAGCCCUUGAUGGAGAAGGGGCAUCUGGACCACGAGCAGGUGGGCAGCAUGGGCUUGGUGGAGAUGCUGCACCGCUCCAACCUUCUGGCCUUGGUGGGCGGUGGUAGUAGCCCCAAGUUCUCAGAGAUCUCAGCAGUGCUGAUCUGGGACGAUGCCCGGGAGGGCAAGGACUCCAAGGAGAAGCUGGUGCUGGAGUUCACCUUCACCAAGCCAGUGCUUUCUGUGCGCAUGCGCCAUGACAAGAUCGUGAUCGUGCUGAGGAACCGCAUCUAUGUGUACUCCUUCCCCGACAAUCCCCGAAAGCUGUUUGAGUUUGAUACUCGGGACAACCCCAAGGGGCUCUGUGACCUCUGCCCCAGCCUGGAGAAGCAACUGUUAGUCUUCCCGGGACACAAGUGCGGGAGUCUGCAACUUGUGGACCUGUCGAGCACGAAGCCUGGCACCUCAUCUGCUCCCUUUACCAUCAAUGCACAUCAGAGUGACAUAGCCUGUGUAUCUCUGAACCAGCCAGGCACAGUAGUGGCCUCAGCCUCCCAGAAGGGUACUCUUAUUCGCCUCUUUGACACACAAUCCAAGGAGAAACUGGUGGAGCUCCGCCGAGGCACUGACCCGGCUACCCUCUACUGCAUUAACUUCAGCCACGACUCCUCCUUUCUCUGCGCUUCCAGUGAUAAGGGCACCGUCCAUAUCUUUGCUCUCAAGGAUACCCGCCUCAACCGCCGCUCCGCGCUGGCUCGCGUGGGCAAGGUGGGGCCCAUGAUUGGGCAGUACGUGGACUCUCAGUGGAGCCUGGCGAGCUUCACUGUGCCUGCUGAGUCAGCCUGCAUCUGCGCCUUCGGUCGCAAUACUUCCAAGAACGUCAACUCUGUCAUUGCCAUCUGCGUAGAUGGGACCUUCCACAAAUAUGUCUUCACUCCUGAUGGAAACUGCAACAGAGAGGCUUUCGACGUGUACCUUGACAUCUGUGAUGAUGAUGACUUUUAAGGACUCUGGGGGCUGUGCUAGGGACCUACAGUGGCAGACUGCAGAGCUGAGCCUUGGCAGUGGGGCAUGCUUGGACGCUACCAGCCAGCAAGCAUUAAUGGGGCCAGUGCCCACUUUCCACUCAGCAGAGCUAUGUCUAAAUAAAGAGCUCACUUCCCCCAGCACUUACUGAUGACUGUGUGCCCCAAGGGCCAAGCCAGGCACCCAGGAAGGCAGAGACCCCUUGGGAUCCCUAACCUGGAAGAAACUGUCAGGGACCCAGAGGGAGUGGCCUAAUCCAAACUGGGGAUUUUUUAUAAGCUUCCCAGGAAGAGAUGAUCUCUGAUGUGAUGAAUACGAAUAAAAGGCCCUUAAUGGCA
Messenger RNA from Saimiri boliviensis boliviensis (Bolivian squirrel monkey), 2027 nucleotides. RefSeq names its product WD repeat domain 45 (gene WDR45). The record is from RefSeq and is a predicted model, not a curated record. Gene Ontology annotation, molecular function: protein binding. Lineage: Eukaryota; Metazoa; Chordata; Mammalia; Primates; Cebidae.